AUGGUGGCGGACGCGUAUCACAUGGCGGCGCCGGUGGGUGUCACAGACCACUGGUUUGGGAUUACCACUGUCCUGACAGCGGCGACGGGAGCUGAAUGUGGCCCGGGGCUGUGGAGGAUGCACGCUGCGCAAACGAAGAGUGCGGGAACCCGAAGGACGAUACAAAAAGUGCUGCAGGGGCAGUCGGGGAAGGGUGGAGUGAGGCUGCAGUCCACCUUGAUCACGUUGCAGGCUAGCUUGAAAGCUCAUGCGAGGGAGGAAAGGAAAAGGAUCGGGAAAACAUUAGCACAUCUGGAGGACAGGGUGGCUGUUUUAAGGCAGGAGUUCAUGGUGGACACCAGUCUAACUGGCAAAUAUGAUGAGCUGAUAAAAUAUGAGGCGCAGCUGAAAGCGUACAGGGACAGCCAGAGGAAACGGAAGCAGACAAUGGCUGGGGUGGGAGAGGAGUUGGAAGGAGAGAUAGCGACAAAAUUUUUAACCAGAAUGAUAGCAUCAAGGAAGGCGAAGACGGUAAUUAAGGGGGUGGUGCAUGAAGGGAGAAAGUUUGAAGGGGAAAGAGAAGUGCGGGUAGCGGCGUCAGAUUUCUUCACCAAGCUUUUCACCGACAAAACGCAAAAUGAGGCUCCGGAGGAAUGGCCGAUGGAUCCUCGGAAGGUGCUGAGCAUGGAAGGGGUGUGUCGAAUGGCUGCGCCGUGGACAGAAGCGGAAGUUAAAACGGCGAUGAGGGAGCUUCCGAGAGGCAAAGCACCAGGAGCAGAUGGGUUGCCGAAAGAGCUGUUGGAAGACAACUGGGACCUCCUGGGCGAUACGGUGAUGGAUUUCAUGAGAGAGUUUGAGUCCACGGGGAAGCUGCCGGAGAACUUCUCUACAGCUGUCACAAUCCUGCUUCAUAAAAAGGGGGAGAGAACAGAGUUAGGGAACUACAGACCGAUUACACUACUGGGAGCAGUCUAUAAGAUCGUUGCGAAGUUGCUGGUGAACAGGAUGAAGAGAGAAUUACCGCAGGUUAUCUCGGAACAUCAAUUCGGCUUCGUACCGGGCAGGAGGCUGGCAGAUGCAGUGAAGGUGGUUGCGGACACGAUUGAUGCGGCGGUUGUCGGGAAAGAGGACUGGUACUUACUAAUGGUUGAUUUUCAAAAAGCUUACGAUUCAGUGUCACGACAGUUCCUCUUCCGCACGCUGGAGAGGAUGGGCUUUCCAGAGGUUUUCAUCAAAUGGACAAGAGGUUUACACGACCAAGCGGCGACACAACUCCUAGUCAAUGGUUGGCUGGGCGAGAAAGUAGCAGUGGAGUCGGGCGUACGGCAGGGGUGCCCACUUGCACCCUACCUUUUCAUCUGCGCAGCAGAACCACUGAGCCAGGAGGCUAAGAGAAGGAAACUGGGACUGAGGAAAAGGGGGAAGGGGGAGCUGGCGUACCUAGGGUAUGCGGACGACACGACGCUGUUGCUUCAAGGCAAGGAGCAGCUUGGGAAGGCGAAGGAGUUAUUAAGUGAAUUCGGGGACAGGUCUGGGCUGCAGGUAAACCAAGGGAAAUCAACGGUGAUGCCGCUAGGAAAGAACCGACUGCUCCCUCCUCGCACAGACACGGGCUUCAGCUGGGCGGAGAGAGACAAGCCGGAAAGACUGUUAGGUAUCUGGUUAACGGCAGAUGGGAAUACGGAACCAACAUGGGAGCGAGCUCUGGUGCGGGUGAACACAAUCCUGCAUAACUGGGAGAAACUGCACCUGACCACGACGGCAAGGGUGACGGUCUUGAACGCGUAUGUGAUGCCAGUGAUCCUGUUCCAGGCGCAGAUCUAUCAGCCGCCGAAGCAGAUCUGGAAGAAGAUGAAGAAACUGUGCCAUAACUUCAUAUCGAAGGGAUGCGCGGACGAGGAGAAGCACUUCAUCCUGUGGAGCGAGUUCCUGGCGCACCUGAGCAGGAAAGAGGGGGGAUUGGGGGUGAUUAGCCCGACAGAGAGAAUCAACGGACAAGCACUAUGGAACUUGGGAGCGGCCCUGCUGGAGGAGAACCCGAUGAAGCAGUGGCUGAUGGAGAGAGCGGCAAGCAUGCCAGUGGGCUGGGCAACACUGCUGGCACACAAGGCCAUCCUCGCCGAAUGGAGAGGCGGAAGUGAACGGUGA
This is a messenger RNA of Closterium sp. Yama58-4, 2127 nucleotides long. The record is from the annotation of a GenBank genome assembly. NCBI's taxonomy places the organism in Eukaryota, Viridiplantae, Streptophyta, Zygnematophyceae, Desmidiales, Closteriaceae.